ACAGGAACAAACCAAAGUAAAGAGCGACGUCGUCGAACAAUGUCUCGAAAGCUAGAAUAAUCAGCAAGGAUCGGUAUCAUCAAAGCUGCGAUGACGCAUACUCAGCAAGUCUGCAGUCGCGUUCGAACAGGUCGAAUUAUGUUGCACGCAAGGUACGAUGCUGUCGAGAAUGGUGGUGUAUCUUAUGCAAUGACAGUACUGGUCUUCCGAUGUACAGUUGGAUGCCUUUAUCGCUUGUGUGUCGCAUGCUCGUACGCAAUUUGGGAUUGACGCGUUUUGAGGUCCUGUUUGCGCCAGAGCCAACCCUGACCACAAAGCCAAGAGCAAAACAACAAGAGUGCUCGUCG
Molecule: messenger RNA, 347 nt
Organism: Aureobasidium pullulans EXF-150
Lineage: Eukaryota; Fungi; Ascomycota; Dothideomycetes; Dothideales; Saccotheciaceae
Exons: 2
Coding region: 91-270 (59 amino acids)
Source: RefSeq, a predicted model, not a curated record